AUGAGGGCUGAGAACGCCGGGCAGUCAGGGGCGGGUCCCCAGGCCCCUGAGACGCGCUGGGUGAUCCGGCGCUGGCCCUCGGUCCCUUCCCCUCCGGCCUUGCCCCCGCCCAGCCUCGGGAGGCAGCGGGCAGGGCAGCGGGUAUUUUUAACCAGGGGCAGCAGCUCGUGUUGCAGGGCCCGGCGGCCCCACCCGGCACGGCAGCCCCCGAGCGCAUUCCCGGGCGUCGGGCCGCAGCCCCGGGCCCCCGGCUCCUCCCCGGCCCCGGCCCCGCCCCCGCCCCCGCGCGGCCGCAGCUGUCCUAACCCCCCCCCCGCCCUCGGGAGUCCGCAGUCGCCCGGCCGAGAUUACCUCCGGCUGUGCCGCAGCUGCUCCCCGCAGGGGCUGAGCUGGCGGCGAGCGGAUCCCUGCGGGACGCUCGGCAAACGGCAGCCCCAGCCCGCCGGGUCAGCGCUGCAGCUGAGCUCCGGGACCCAGCCGGCUCGCCGCCCUCGCCCACCCCUCGCCCUAGGGAGCAGGCUCCGGGCGCCUCUACCGCGCCCUGGCGAGUCCCUGCGUUGGGCGGGGCGCAGGGAGCCGGCACCCCCAGGCUGCGGCUCGCUGAAUGACCUUGGUAGGGGGCGGCAGAGGCCACGGUCAGGACGACAGGCCCACCCAGGACCCGGAGAUCCUGCCUCCCGAACUCCCGAACUGCAAGAAGUUGAAGAAACGCGAAGUUGGAAAGCUGGGGACCGCGGGGAUCCCUCUGCUGAGGUCUCUUCCUUGCCCUUGAGGGCCCCAGCCCAGCGGCUGCUGCAGCUCUUAGGAGGUGCACACGCAAGCAUUUUAUGGGGGAACAGUGCAGAGCUGUCCCAGGAUCUUAGGACGCAGGACCCCGAGAAGGUGAAGAGCCACCCCUCUAAUCUGCCCCCACGGUCACUCCCACUGGACGAAGGAGGAAAACUGGAGCCCGAUAGGGCGUGGCUUGCUGAGCUGUCUCGCCUGGUGAGUCAGGGCUGGAACAGCUCUGGGGUCUCUGGCUCGUCACCGCUCAGCAUUUGUGUCCAAUCAAGACCUCUUGGCGGGUCUUCGCACAGCAGACUCAGGACUGAGGCAGAGCAGCUCCUGCUGGCGAAGGGGGCUCUGCCGGGCCAGUCUGGGGAUUAAGAAAGCUGAGUCCUGAUGGACAAGCGGGAGUUCACCAGGUAGUGAAUGCGGUGCAGGAGAGGGUGUUCCUCGCAGGAAACAGCGGGAGAUGCAGAGGCCAGGAGAAUCCAGGCCACUGAGGGAAACUCCAAGUAUCCUUGUGAUUAGGUCGCAGGGAACAGGGACCUGGGAGAGCAAAGGCCACCCCUCCCACCAAGCCAAAGCACUCCGGUUCUCCCUAGGGUCCCACAGUCCCCGGAAUUACUUUCACAAAAGUCGCUCCUCCUGACUGCGGUCCAUUGUUCACCCAAGGCACUGGUCACCUCUUACAGGUGUCCAAGGCAUUGUGUUGGCCGGGGCAU
Phyllostomus discolor (pale spear-nosed bat) is the source of this 1487-nucleotide messenger RNA. RefSeq names its product formin-like protein 5. The record is from RefSeq and is a predicted model, not a curated record. NCBI's taxonomy places the organism in Eukaryota, Metazoa, Chordata, Mammalia, Chiroptera, Phyllostomidae. The transcript is spliced from 3 exons. Bases 1 to 1146 code for a protein of 381 amino acids.